AUGCCAGUUAAUCUUCAACCUUCCGCUGGUACUUCUGGUAGUCUCAGGAAAGAAAAAUCACGAGGAGAGGGUACAAGAAGGAUGCCGACCAAUUCGCGACCUCCCCUAUCGCAUCGGAUACGGGCUUCAUUCGAAGGAAAGAAAUCUCAGGAUUCUACCAGUUAUAAACACGCGAGCUUUUCCGGUGGUAGUCCAACAGACCCGGAACUCCUUCGACGGAUAAUUGAUGAAGCUAUCUCUGGAGAUGUUUUCCAGGCUGGACUUGCUUCACACAUAGCCAAAUUGCUCAAGCCCGAAAUUAAAACCGCUUUGGAUACAAUUGAGCCAGUUGUUAAUGCAGUUCUACAGCAUGAGCUACUCUUGAAGAGGACCAACAACAGCGUGGAUCAUGUUUUAUUGAAGUUGGAGUCAAUGGCAGAUGAAGAAGGUGCAACAGCUCCAGGUCAAGCAAGACUCAGUACCCACGGAGCCCUGACUUCACACCCGGUAGCUGAUGAGGGACCACUGCCCAUACCAGAUAAUUCGGCUUCUGGGACUGGUACACCUGUUUCAACUUCCAAUCAGGAAUCAAGACCCCUCUUCAACCGAGGCCUCACAUACACUGCCGGAAAACUAACCGAAAUAUCGGACUCGUUGGACUUGAAUAAUCAUAAACUGGGGAAGGUGGUAGAAGGAAUAGCGGAGAUAAAUAAUUUAUUGGCAUCGAACGAACGCUUGGAUAGUUUGAAAGAAAGCUCAGACAAGAAUGAUACGAAGACUUCGGUGAUCCAAACGCAAAUAGAUCAAUUGCAGGAAAAUGUCAGGGUAGUCAUCACUCGAAUUGGUCCGGAUCUAGGAAUAAAGGUAAAGGCGAUCAAUGAUCAUUUGACUGGAGAAACACCCACUCCAGAGACGAGGGCUGUGGCUUCCAAUGGUAGUGGGGGUGAUGCUGAGCUUCUUCAAGCUAUUUCUUCUAAACUAGAAGCCCUGAAGGAUAGCUUGGAAACAGGAACUUCAUCACAUAAUGAUAACUUGGGGCUAUUGAAGGAACAAAUCAAUGCUCUACAGUCAACACUCGACGCUCAGAAAGAGACAUUGGGCGAGAUCAAAGAAGCAGAUAACAGUACUGAAAUAUUGGCUGGUAUACAUAAAUCAAAUGAGGCACACGAGGCACAUGCCACAAUUUUGGGAGAGCUCAAAGAGAGAAAUACACCACCUGUGGAUCAAUCAACCCAACCAGCUCCAACAUCAGCAGACGCGGAAACACUUCAAACGAUCUUGAUUGAAGUACAGAAAUCUAAUGAGACACAUGGGAAGCAUACGGCUGCGCUUGAGAGCAUGAAGGAAUUGGACACAAGUGCAUCCAUAUUGGCGGAAGUUCAAAAGUGUAACGACUCGCAUGUUCUUCAUACAGCUGCUCUAGAAAGCCUCAAAAGUAUCACUACGCCACCAGAACAAUCCACCGCAAUCGAUCUAGGACCCUUUGAGAAAAAGUUGGACAGCUUAAUAGAAGCAAGCACAGCAAUUCUCACGGAAGUUCAAAAAUCGAACGAGUCACAUGUUUCACACGCAGCUGCAUUAGAAAGUAUCAAGGCCCUGCCAACUCCACCUUCUGAAUCUCCAACCGCAAGUGCAAAUGUUGAUUUGGGAGGCUUGGAGAAGGAUAUAGGAACUGUGAUCGAAAAGUUGGAUAUGCACGCUGCUAUUCUGGAAGAGAUUAAGACAAAGGAGGUUUCUGGAUCCGGAGGAAUUGACGCUAGUGCUUUUGAUAGCCAUUUUGGUUCCAUUACUGCUUCCUUGGAAGCACACAAAGCGGUAUUGGAUGAGAUUAAAUCGAGAGAUUUAGCACCUGCUGAUUUCAGUCCAAUUAUCUCGGUGCUUGAAGCUCACACUGCAGCCUUGGAGGACAUUAAAUCGAGAGAUUUAACCCCUGCUGAUAACGGUCCAAUUAUCUCAAUGCUCGAAACCCAUGCGGCAGCGCUGGAAGAGAUCAAACCGAAAGACACAGGAGCUAGUCCAGAUUUCAGUCCAAUAACUACCUUGCUAGAGGCUCAUACUGCUACUUUGGAUGAAAUCAAGGCCAAGGAUACUGCAAACCGCAUUGAUCUCAAUCCAAUAAUUGCCUUGUUAGAAGCACAUACAGCGGCAUUGGAUGAGAUCAAAUCAAAAGAACCAGCACCUACUGAUUUCAGCCCUAUAACUACCUUAUUAGAAGCUCAUACCAUAACCUUGGAGGAUAUCAAGGCUAAGGACACUACAAACAGCGUUGAUUUAAGUCCAAUCACUUCGACUCUGGAUGCUCACCGUGCAGUUUUAGAUGAGAUUGUAUCAAAGGAUAUUCAGUCUAGUGGAGUACCCGCAGCAAUCAACAUGGAUACCUUCGACACACAUUUCGGUUCAAUCACCGGUAUAUUAGCAGCACACACAGCCGCAUUGGAUGAUAUUAAGUCGAAAGAUGAUCCUUCCAAUGCUUCUACACCUGCAGAAAAUACCAUCGAAAUCCUCGAGAAACAUUUUGGUUCUAUCACUACCAUGUUGGAAUCACACACUGCAGCAUUGGAAGAAAUUAAGGCGAAGGAGUUCACACCUACCACGGGACAAACGGAGCUGAACACAGCAGCGUUUGACGGCCACUUUAGUUCCCUGACACGCAUGCUAGAUUCACACACAGAAGCUUUGGAUGAAAUCAAAUCAAAGAACAAUGAUUCUGCUCCGCCUUCGACAUCAAGAGAUAACGUUGGCAUUGAUUCAUUUGAACCACAUAUUACGGCGAUUAAGAGUGCACUUGAUGCUCACAUGGGCAUUCUGCAAGAGAUGAAGUCCGAAGCCCUUGCCAAAAACGAUAUGGAUGCAAUGGUAGUAGACAAUCUGUUGGAACCACACAUCAUCGCUAUCAAGAGUACAUUGACUGCACAUACAGAGAUUCUGGAUGAGCUCAAAUCUAAUAUUACUACUAAUGCCACAAAUCCCCCCGAGAUUGCCGAUGAUUCUUUACCGAAGAUAUUGAAUACCCUUAAUCACCACACUAAUCUACUCACAGAAAUCAAGAACGCGGAUGUUAGUGAUGAGAUCUUGACAGCAUUGCAUGAGUUGCAGGACGGUAAUUCUGCAGCUUUCAAUACUCUCAAGGAAUCAGAUGUCAGUGAUGAGAUACUUACUGCGUUACAUACUUGUAAUGAUUCACAAGAGAAGUUGAACAGAUCACUGCUUGAACUCCAGACAGCAGUGAAUACUUCUAUUUCAUCUGAACAAAACAAGAACAAGCCAAUUGAUUCCGAAGAAGCAGCCCAAGCACCAAUUGCUACUAUAGACUUGAGUGGAUUAGAGACCCAGAUUAGUGCGGUUAUUGCGACGCUUGAAGGUCAAAAAGUGGUUUUGGGAGAGAUUAAGGAUACUACUAAUGCUGGAAUGGAAGCACAUGGCUUGCAUACCACGACUCUGAGUGAGAUCAAGGACGCAACUAGUGCCUCAAAUGAUUCUCACGCGACUCAUGCGGCACUUCUUGGAGAAAUCAGGGAUGCAGCCAAUGCUUCGAAUGAAUCCCAUGGCACUCAUACUUCUACAUUAGGAGUCAUCAGAGAUGCAGCAGCUUCCUUGAGCACCGCACACGCCACGCAAAUUGCUACUUUGGUCGAUCUCAAGCAUGCAAUGAACGCCUCUAAUGAAUCUCAUGAUACUCAUACCAGCACACUAGCAGAGAUACGAGAUACAGCCACCAACUCAAAUGACGCAAUUCUCACGCACACAGCUACUCUUAGUGAACUCAAAGACGCUAUCAAUACAUCUAAUGACUCUCACACUUCUCACGCUGCUGCUCUGGAAGACCUAAAAUCCAUGAAUUCAACACAGUCAUCGCCAGAUGCUGCCUCUGAACAAACAUCCCCACUGGUGUUGGAUACAAGCGCACUAGAUACCCAGCUUACAAGUAUCAUCACGACGCUCGAAUCUCAAACUUCAACAUUGGGAGAAAUGAAAGAUACUCAUGCCUCUCACACGACCACUUUGAGCGAAAUUAAGGACGCAACGACAGCAUCUAAUGAGUCGCAUACCUCGCUUGCAACAGCCUUGAGCGAAAUUAGAGACGGAACAACUGCAUCUAAUGAUUCGCAUACUUUACACACGACAAUUUUGAAUGAAAUCAAGGAAGCAACCGCGGCAUCUAACGAGUCGCAUACUUCGCACACGACAGUCUUGAGCGAAAUUAAGGAAGCAAUUGCUCCUAUCCAUGGUAUUGAUGAGGUCAUAAGUACACAUACAGGUUUGUUGGAAGGUCUGAAAGAAGACACCGGAUCACAGUACAAUGAAUUAACAAGUAAUAUUGACGGAUUGAGGAAACUUGUAGAUGAAAGUUCCAACAAACACGAGGAAAGUCUGUUGAAACACGGAGACUUGAUCAAAGAACAUGGUGAUUUGGUUAAGGAAAAUCACGAUGGGCUGAAGGGAACAAUUGCAGGACUUGCUUUGGGUGGGAUUGCCGGGGUGGGGGUCAUGAAAGCUAUGGAUGAAGUGGAAGAUAAGAAUGGUGAGGUAAUCGAUGUAGUUGAACGAAAUGAAGGAGUACUAGAAGCUCCGGCCGAAGAACUUAAGGUUAUUGAGGAAGAAUCGCUAGCAUCAGAAUCAGAAUCACAUGUGGUGGAGGAUGUGGCUGUAGAGUCUACGGAACAUAAACCGGAACUUCCAGUCGAUGGAGAAAUUAUGCCGGGACCGGAAGCACAGUUGAAGCCAGAAUUUCCUGCGGACAACGAAAGGACCUUCAGUGAGGAAACGCUUGUAGAGCCAGAGCUGGAACCAGAAGUUACCUUGGUAGAUCCUGAAAAAUCGAUCGAUAUCGACGAAGGUCCAGAUCCUACACCAGUAGACCAGGAACCAGAGCCAGAAGCUGUUGAGAAGGAAGUUACAACUGAAGAACCGACACCUAUCGUAGCAGAACCUCCAACGCUAGAUGCUAUCGUUGAAGAGCCGAUUGAAACAGAAGAAAUACCGGAGCCAGCUACUAUGGGGAAAACGGAAGAUGCAACAGCCAUUGAAUCCCAACAGACUGGCGAAGAUCUUUCUGGCGAAGAGAAACUCCCUAAAGAGGAACCUGAGCCCGUAGCAACCUCCGAGGAUUCUUCACUCAACCAAGAAGUUGAGCUUUCAGCAAGCAACAAUAAUGAGGAGCCCGAAUCUCUUGAGAAGGAAGUAGAUGUUGAUGGUGUCACACCAAAUUCAGUUGAACAAUCGGAUUUGUCCCAAGAUACUCCCGAAGACGAAGCGCCUCAAGUACUCGAUGCGGAAAAAAAACCGAUACCUGAAGAUGGCGAUGUCGCAGAACCAUCCAAGGACGAAUCUGAUCCCGAAGGAGCGCUUGCCGUUGAGAAGAUACCUAGUGAGGAAGAGACUGUUGCGGUGGAAGGGUCUGAGAAGGAAGCAUCUAGUGACAGUGAGAGAGCUGAAAUACAGCAAAAUGAAGAUGUAGGCGAUGAAGAUUCGAAAUUCACUGAAGAGACAACGUCUGUUGCCAUGGAGGAAGAGCAGCCAACGAAAGACAUUGUUGCAGACAAUGCAGAUGACAAUGUGAGCCCUAACGAGGAAGUUCUAGAGGCCGUAGAAGAUAAACCUGUCGAUAAAUCUAUUUUACAGGAGUCAGAUGAAAACUUGACUACAGACUUGCAACAAACACCUCCGGCGGAAGAAGAAGAAAAGCUCCCCGAAAUCAAGGAAUCCAGUGAGCCAAGUUUGGAUGACACGCCCACUGAAACCCCUACACCAGAAGUCUUGAUUGAUACCCCUCUGGCACACUCGGAGGAUGCUUCUUUUCUAGAAGAAAACAACCCUGUUCCGGAGUCUAAGCAGGCCACCGUAUCUGAUCCCGCUGAUCUGCCUGUCGAAAUCGAAGAAACACCCGUUCCUACAGAUCACGAUGUUGAGGCACUGACUCAAGCACCCGAAGCAAGUGAUGAAGCACCCGCAGAUGGCUUGGAAAUUUCUACAGAGUCUGAAGUCAUUGAGCCGUCCAAAGAAGAGAAAACGGUUGAUGAACAAGGGGAGGUAGACAAAUUGGCUGAAGAACAUCCUGUUGACAGUAAUGAAAUCAAUUUAAAAGAGGGAGAUUUGGAACCUAAGGAUGAUGAUAUUUCUACCGGAGACGCGGAAAGUGCUGUUGACACUUCGAAAGAGGAUAAGUCUUCGGGACCAGCUGCGGAUAUCGAAACAACACUUCUAGAUUUGAACGAUAUGAAUAAAGUUCCUGUCGAGAUUGGUGCAAAGGAUCUGGAAACAGAAGUUGUGGAGCCUAAGAAUGAACAGACACCGGACCAGACGGAGGAAAAUAUCGAGCUACCUCAUGAUCAAAGCAAUCCCGACGCUCCUAUCGAGACUGAGGUACCCGUUUCGGAUAUGAACGACCAAGACGAAGAGCCUGUUGGAAUUGAGGUGAAAGACUUGGAACUGAAAGAUGGGGAACCUCAUAGCGAGGAACUAUUCGAACAAGCUGUAGGAGACCUUCCACAAGCCGUCCAGGAAGAAAAUGAUUCCGAGCCGGUUGUCGAAACAGAGAAGUCUGUUCCUGAUUCAAACUCACAUGAUCAACAUCCUACUGUAAGCGAACAAGAACCAGUGGAAAUUCCGGCUACCGAAAAUGCCACUGAGGAUGUUUCUAGCAAAUCUACAGAAGCCGUUGAGCCUCCACAUGAGGAAGGAUUCCCACAAUUACCUGUUGAGACUGAAGAAAAUACCACAGAGUUGAACAAUCAAGACGGACCUUCAAUCGACAGAGAAGAAACUCCCGAGGAACAUGGAAACCUGGAAUAUUUCGCUCCAUCUGUCGAUGACGGAGAAGAGACUCUCGAACCAGAAGGCCAGGGAUCCGCCAGUGAGCAUACACCUCUCGAGAUUGAAGAGACAACCAUCGAAGUUUCUCAAGAACAAAGUCCAGAUUCAAUCAUUGAAACCGAGAUACCGGCGAUUGAGUCAAAUAAUCAAACGCAGAUCCCAGUUGAGAGUGAAGAGAAGUCCGUGCAACCUCCUGCUAAUGAACAGGAAGCUGCAGGUAUGGAUAGUGAAAAGCUACAAGCAGGCGAUGAAACUCAUAUCACGGAAAUAUCACUGCAAGAAACUGUUGAAGAGCCGGCCGUUGAAAAUCAAAGUCCUGUUGAGCCAGAACCAAGUGAGGAAGCUCAGAAGGUUACUGAUGACUAUAAACCUCUUGAACCAGCAGAGCAACAUGUUGUUGAGGUACCUGUCGAAAGAUCAAUCCCUGAGAGCCAACUUGGUUUUCUUGCCGAAGAGGAAAUUGUCAAUGAAGCUCCAUUAGAAGGCAGUCCUGAGCCAGAAUUUGUGAACGAGAAUGUUUCUGAUGGGUUAGGAUCAAACGAAGAAGGCCAGAUCUUAGCCAACGAUAGCGACCAAUCUCUACCGACUGAGAGAGAGAUGCUUGACAGUUACCACGAAGAAUCGGUCCCUGAAAACAAACCAACAUACGAAAAUGUGAUUCAUGAAGCUUCUGAAGAUAUCAGAGAUGCUGGAAACCCAAUAGAAAUCGAUCAACAGAUUGCCGAGACACCCAGCCCAGAUUUAGUUCUUGGAAAUCAACCAAAAUCAAAGUCAGUUGUCUAUGAAGAUCCUGAAGAUAUCAAAGCCCGUGAGGAAAUCGCUGCCAUGAAUGCGGAGAUGGCUAAGAUUCUAGCUGAGGCUGAGGAGGAGGAAAGAAGAAAUGCUCCUGUGAAGACGGAAACAAUUCAUGAGGAUCAAACCGAGGAACUAGAUGUUAAAAGGGAUACCGAAGAGCCAACUCAUGUCGCGGAAGCACAACCACAAGCCGAAUACCAGCAAACUUCUAGGGAACGAAUUGAAGAUGGAAAAGCCCAGGCUGAUUUAACUGAGCCGGAGGAAGAGCAAAAGGUUCCUGUGAUCGAUGUCGACAUUAGUACGGGACAGAAUUCAGAAAGACAUGUCGCAUCAUCUAGCGAUCUCGGAGAGGAUACUAUUCCUGCAGAAUUCGAGACUCAAGAGGUAAAGUCUACCGAUAUUUUACCCGAAGACGAUUUGCACCACGUCGACGGAAUUACCCCAGCCAUCCACGAGGAUGUUAUCGAAAGUCAGAGCCAGAUUGCGGAGGAUAAAAAUGUACAAGAAAACAAUCCAGUAAUCGCUUCCGAGGAUGAAAAAACAGAUUUUGAGAUUCCGUCAGUAGCCGAGCAGCCUGAGAAUGAGAUCAACAGCAACGAAAGUGCACCUAACCAAGGAGCAGAUUCAUCUGGACAAGAGGAUCAGGUAUUAGGCAUGGAAGCACUACCUUCCGAAACUCAUAUGGAACCCGAGACGGAAAGCUUCGAGACAACACAGUUGAGUGAUGAUGCUGCGCCUUCGUUAGACAACGAGGAAAAUGAAUCUUUGCCCAUCAAACUUGAAUCGGAAUCAGUUUUUGGGGAAGGAACAUCAGAUGAACCAAGACUGAAAGGAGAACCCAACCAUGAGCAGUAUUUUGUGGAAUCUGAACAGGAAUCCCCGAGAGACGUAAUGACACUCGAAGACUACGCUGCUGAAGAAAGUUUGCUCUCUGAAUUGGAUUCCAUUCACGAAAGCACCCAACAUGUGGAAACUGGAAGUGAGGAAAUAAAGAAUGGAACUACAUCGGUAGAGCAUCUUAAGAUUGUUGAAUCGGAGCCAGUUCCGGAAGAAAACUCAAAAGACAUCGAUUCCGAAGCUGAUGAAGAUGGUCACUCCGUGGAGCGUGAAUUCGACCAAGAAGACCAAGAAAAAAUUGAAGGCCACAAGGAAUUAGGAGCUGAUCUUAGGGUUCCUGAAAGUCCUAAAUCUGAAACGACCGAUGAUAACGAAUGGGAUGAACCAUAUGAUACUACCAAUGACGAAGUAAGAGGAUUAGAGCCUUCGGCAGGAUUUCAAUCAACUAAGUCAAAUCACGGAGAAGCUCCAGCCAUCGAAGAAAACCAGUAUGACAGCGAGCCAAGCCAAGAUGAAAUCACUUCCGAGAUUCCUCUCCCCAGUCCAUCGUUUCAGGAAAAGCAAGCUAUCCUAGAGGAGGACUAUCCCGCUGUCCAACACUUUGCAGCUCAACAUGAAAUUGAACCUGAAAGUGAUCAGAAUCAACCCUUCGAUGAUGUUUUUUCAAUCGAGAAUAGAGCUGUUAAAAACAGUUCCCAUGUUUCAAAUGAGGGUGAAUUAGAGUUCGCGGAUGAGCCAGACUUUAGAGAAGUUCCAAUUGUGGCUGAUCGUGAACAAGUAUUGGAGAAUAAUUUUGCUACCAGGGUCAAGGAUGACUUGAAAGUUGAGGAUAACGAAUCCAUUUAUUCCCAGGAGAAUGAGCCAGCGAUCACUACAGAGCAUGACGAGCAAGAGAGAGACAGGCCAAGAGCAACAGUCAGCCAAUACGUGUCUUUCGGGCAAUUACAACCAGAACAAGAGUCAGAAAAUAGCCACUUCGUUGACGAAACUAACUCAGCUCACGAGGCCCAGUUCAAAGAACCUGAAACUUCAGCAGAGCAAAGGUACACAGGCUAUGGCUAUGAAUAUGAGGAGCCUGCUCUAAAUACACAAACUUACUCCGACUCGGAGGAUGAUAUGGAGUCAUCUCAGCUGGGACCAGAGACUUCACGCUAUGAAUCCAGGGGCUCUUAUCCCUUCCAAGGAACCAGCUUUAGUAGAUCUAUACCACAACCAAGAUACUCAAGUCAUGAAGAAGUUCCACACGAAACACGUACUUCCUUCAAUGAGCAAGAUGACAACCAACAUUUGAGAUCAAUGCCUACAUACUCUAGCCCAAGCUAUUCUCAAAAAUACCUUUCGGAGUCCUAUCCAACUCAGGAAGUCCACUACAACGAGCCUGAGCCUCAACAAGAUCAGCCGAUAACGCCCACAUAUCAAUCGGCACAUCAACAUACCAUUCCGACAACUCCAUCAACAGUUUUAACAACAAAGAUGUCCACCGAAACAUUCCCUACGUAUGAUGAAUCACGUCCUGUUUCCCAAGGUAUGAAUUUCGGGUUACCAAUUAGAGGAGCCGAACGUGUUGAAACAAUGCGCGAUAGCCCCGAACCGAGAUAUCCUUCAUACAAUGAGUCAAUGCGAUCUCCCGCACCAUCGCGACUACCAAUCGCAAGCCAAAGAUCAUCAGAUAGUAUGCGUAGAAGUAACAGCCCUGAAUUUAGAAAACAGAGCAGUUAUUCUAGAUAUGGACAUGAUGAGUCUGGGCGAGGAAGAUCUACGGGUUCUUCACAGGGAUUUAAUUUCGGUCUUUUCCCUACUAAGAUCACGGGUUCUGUUGCGAGAUCAAACAGAGUUCCAGAUUUUGGAAAUGAGUAUGGUUAUUCGGCGAAUAGAUAUGAUGAGCCAGUGCGCUCUUUGGGGGCUUCGCAAGGAUCUAGAUUCGGUCUACAGGGUACGCAUCCAGCUCGAGAGUCUCAUGAGGAAGUUCCAGAACACGGAAAUGAAAAGAGAAGCAGUCACGUCAAGGAUCUUUUGAGUCGAUUUGAUAGUGGUGAAUCCUCAUCUUCAACACCUUCUCAACAAGAAGGUUUCAAUAUCCCGACAUACCAAGACCGUUUCAGUACUUCUCUUCCUCAACCCGCUGAGAAUAGAUCAAUUGGAAAACAGCCUCAAUACGAACAAGAAAGUCACUUUGAAGCUGUGACACCACUUGAUCACGAAAGAAUCGAUAUUUUGAGUAAAGAAAGCAGUCCGGUUCAAACACCUCUUGAAGAGAGAGAACUCCAGUUGGAAAGUGGUGAAAGUAGCGCGGUACAGACGCCAUUGGAAGGAGAAUUCAAUUUAGAUGAGGGUAACGGUGGAAAUAUAAAUGCAGGAGUACCAAAGAAGAGGAGGAGUAAGAGGGGGAAGAAGAAGGGUAAUGGAGGGGCAGCGGGAGGUCAGGCUUGA
This is a messenger RNA of Botrytis byssoidea, 10854 nucleotides long. RefSeq lists its product as uncharacterized. Bases 1 to 10854 code for a protein of 3617 amino acids. NCBI's taxonomy places the organism in Eukaryota, Fungi, Ascomycota, Leotiomycetes, Helotiales, Sclerotiniaceae. The record is from RefSeq and is a predicted model, not a curated record. The transcript has 15 exons.